AUGCGCUCCUCUCUCGCGCGCGUGUCGCGCCAGCUGUCGUCGCGCCAGCUCUCCACCAAGGUCGGCUUCGUGGGCCUCGGCGCCAUGGGCCGCCACAUGGCUGCCAACAUCGCGGCCUCGGGCACCCCCACCACGGUCUGGGACAUGUCGGGCGACGCCGUCGACUUCGCCGUGGGCAAGGGCUGCGCCGGCGCGGCCGACGCCGCCGGCGCCGUCGCCGGCGCCGACGUCGUCUUCACGUCGCUGCCGCGGAGCGUCGACGUCGAGGCGCUCGCGGACGCGCUCGUCGCCGCGGGCGCGCUCCCGAAGAACUGCGUCUGGGUCGACACGACGAGCGGCGUGCCCGACGUGUCGCAGCGCAUCUACGCCAAGGUCGCCGACGCCUGCGGCGCCAAGUUCCUCGACUGCGGCGUCGCGGGCGGCCCCAAGGGCGCGGAAGCGGGCGCGCUCGCGGCGAUGGUCGGCGGCGACGCGGACGCGCUCGAGACGGCGUCCCCCGUCAUGGCCCACGUCAUGGGCAAGGUCGUCCACGUGGGCCCCUCGGGCGCGGGCCACGCCGUCAAGUCCGUGAACAACACGCUCCUCGCGGCGCACAUCUGGGUCGCCUACGAGGGCCUCCUCACGCUGGCGAAGCUCGGCGUGCCCAUGGAGACGGCCCUCGCGGCCAUCAACGCGGCGUCGGGCCGGUCCCUCGUCACGGAGGAGCGCAUCCCGAACCACGUGCUCUCCCGCGAGUUCGACUUUGGGUUCGCGCUCGACCUCAUGCGCAAGGACAUCGGCAUCACCAUGGACACGCUCGACGCCAUCGACAUGCCCGCGCCGGCGCUCCGCGUCGUCAACGAGAUGUUCUGCAUGGGCGAGGCGAAGCUCGGGCCCAAGGCCGAGCACAUGGAGGUCGUCAAGGUCCUCGAGGACAUGUGCGGCGCGCAGAUCAAGAAGGCCGACUGA
Molecule: messenger RNA, 948 nt
Organism: Aureococcus anophagefferens
Lineage: Eukaryota; Pelagophyceae; Pelagomonadales; Pelagomonadaceae
Exons: 1
Coding region: 1-948 (315 amino acids)
Molecular function (GO): NADP binding; oxidoreductase activity; NAD binding
Source: RefSeq, a predicted model, not a curated record